Messenger RNA from Teleopsis dalmanni, 2083 nucleotides. Its product is annotated as zinc finger protein 595-like. The transcript is spliced from 5 exons. The coding region runs from base 125 to 2014 and encodes 629 amino acids. Gene Ontology annotation, molecular function: RNA polymerase II transcription regulatory region sequence-specific DNA binding; DNA-binding transcription factor activity, RNA polymerase II-specific. Gene Ontology annotation, biological process: regulation of transcription by RNA polymerase II. Lineage: Eukaryota; Metazoa; Arthropoda; Insecta; Diptera; Diopsidae. The record is from RefSeq and is a predicted model, not a curated record. Gene Ontology annotation, cellular component: nucleus.
GUCAGUUUGACAGUAUAUAUUUAUUGACAAUAUUUGUUGACAGUCUGGCGUUGUUAGGAUUUAAGCAUUUCCAAGCUAUUAUUAGAAACAGAUUUUCUUCCAUAUAAUUAAGGCGUUGAAAAAGAUGCUUAAAAUAAUUUCAAAUGAUCCAAACAGGUCGGAUAAUGUUAAAUGUGGAGAAAUCUUUUGGCAUGCGGAUACGGCCUACAAGGCAACUUGCUUUUUUUGUGGAGAACAUUUGUUGUUUGACGAUUUUCCCAAACACUUUCAGGAACAUCAUAUUGAUUCAAAUAGAAUAUUUACAGAGACAUUGAAAGAUUUAAAUGCAAUUAAAUUAAAUGAAGUUGAGGAUGAAAAUAUAAGAGAUAAGUCCACUGAACUUCUGUGUGAAAAAUCAACGCCGGAAAACGAUGAAGUCAACUUCGAAAGCAGCACUAACGCAAUUCAAAAUUCAACGACGAAAAAAACUAAGAAACAAAAGAAUGAUAAUUCAUAUACUCCAGAUUAUCCUUGUAAGCUGUGCUCGCGUGUAUAUAAACGCAUAGCUUGUUUAAACCAACAUAUACUUUCCACUCACAGUGGACACAAAGAAUUUUUGAAUAAUGAUACCCCCGAUAUGAUUGAUUUGCCGUUCCAAUGUUUACUAUGUCCACGUGCCUAUUCACAUAAAAAGAAUUUAUUAACUCACGUGCAAAUGAAUCAUCCGCCACAAAGUUUGUUAAGUUCAAAUAGUCAGAAUUCGCAGGAAGAUCAUAUUUCUAAAGAAACAGAUAUUUUUGUACAAGCUUUGCAGGAAAUAAAUACAGUUAAUGAAGUUAAAAUUGAAAACACAAAAUUUGAAUCCACUGAUGAUUUGUGUGGAAAAUCAACAGAAAAUGCAGUUGAAGAAAUAGAGGAUGAAAAACUGAUAAACAUUGAAGACUUACAAAGCAGUCAAGGUGCAAUAUUAAAAACUUCAGUCUUAGAAGGUGCAGUAUUAAAUGAUCAUAAAGAAUUCAUACCAGAAGAUAAGGAAGAUGAAAAGCCAAACUUAGAUGUGUCAGAAGAGAGUAGUGAUUGGAAAUGUGAUGAUGAUGACAAUGAUGAUUGGAGUGAUCACUCUAGUUUGCCACCAUUAAAGAAAAAAAAAACAAAACAAAGUGAUACGAUUGGAAAGGAUAUAGGAGAUUAUCCAUGUAAGUUAUGUCCCCGUACAUACAAGAGAUUAAUAUAUUUAAAUCAGCAUAUACGAGUUAAUCACACGGAGGGAAAAGAAUUAAAGAACGAUGAUAAACCAAAUAUUGAAGUCGAUAAUUUGCCUUUCCAAUGUGCACAAUGUCCUCGUUCCUACAGACACAAAAAGAGCUUAUUAGGUCAUAUACGUAUCCACCAUACCUCAAAACUUGUUAAAGAAUUGCAUAAAUGCGAAGAAUGUGGAGAGGUGUUUCGAGAAAAACGUUACUUAGACACGCAUUUGUUUAAGCAUAAAGGUCUUACUUGUGAAGUAUGUGGCAGAAAAUUUACACAAGUUGGUAAUUUACAAUUGCAUUUAAAACGGCAUACAGGCGUAAAAGAAUUCAAAUGUGAAGAAUGUGGUAAAAUGUUUUUCACAGAGCAUGAGAGAAAUAAUCAUAUGGUAAUGCAUACCCAGCAUUUUCCAAGUAUUUGUGAAAUAUGUGGAAAACCUUGUCGUGAUGGAAAACUUAAAUCACAUAUGCGUAGGCAUACUGGCGAACGACCAGCAAAAUGUGAAGUGUGCGGUAAAUGUUUCUUCGACACCCAUGAUCUGAACGUACAUGCGACUUCACACAGUGAUGAACGACCAUUUCCAUGUGAUAUAUGUGGUUCUGCGUUUAGACAUAAAAAAGCUUUACGUGUGCAUAAGAAAAUCCACAACAAAGAUCGUAAACAUAUAUGUAAAAUAUGUGGGAAGUCAUAUGCACAAGCGGGAGGAUUAACUGCACAUAUGCGAACCCAUAAUACGGCCAUUAAAGAUGAUAUCACGACAGUUUUGGAUGAAAUUGAAAUGCUUUAAAAGUAAGCCAUUGAUAUAUUUGCCAAAAAGCAAUAAAGUUUUAUUAUUGCGAUGUAUUUGUAACCUAAU